Molecule: messenger RNA, 2024 nt
Organism: Trichoderma reesei QM6a
Lineage: Eukaryota; Fungi; Ascomycota; Sordariomycetes; Hypocreales; Hypocreaceae
Exons: 2
Coding region: 768-2024 (418 amino acids)
Cellular component (GO): SUMO-targeted ubiquitin ligase complex
Molecular function (GO): ubiquitin-protein transferase activity
Source: RefSeq, a predicted model, not a curated record
UCAAUGACACUAUGACCAGGGAAAUGCGAGCCAAAGCCGGUGUGAUUUUCGCACGGUAACCCGACGACGAAACAAAGUGCCGGGUCUUUUUUUGUUCAUCUUUGCCUCACUUUGGUCUUUUGUCGACAUACAUAUUACAUACAUACAUAACGCUCAGGCUGAUUCCUGUUUUUGGCACAUUGAGCCGCGUAACGAGGAAACAAAAGCAGCAGCACUAAUAACCAGCAGCUUUUCAUCCCUGUUGCCAAUCUGGUCUGCUGAGGGUCGGAUAUCGCCUCUCUCUCUCUCUCACACUCUGGACGUCUCCAAACGAGCCUUGACGCAGCACCACCUGAAGCCAAACGAAAAGCAGCCUCAACAAACAAACAGGACAACGACACGCUCAACCAACGGCUGAAGCCACCGAAUCCCUCCCAGAAGCUACGCGAGCGACCCUCUCCCCCCAGCCCCGACGCCGUCCGAACCCCGUCCCAGGCAGCAUCAUCGCUAUAACGACAUCCCAGUCUCCAUCUCAGCUGCCCUUGCGAAGCCAACGCCACCCUUACGCAACGGACGCAACGGUGAAUUGCCCUCCGCACUCGCACGCAGUCGGGCCUCGAAACACCAAUUCUGCACGCUUCAGCGAUCCCGCAAGACUCGGGAAAAAAACCUCCAAUUUUUCUCCUCUCGUCGCCUCUCUUUCGCCCUCUCUAGAACUCCGUCUCCCAUCUCUGGCUUCCCAACAAUAGCAGCAGCUGGGUAGAGAAAAAAACACCAACCGCGCCGCCAUGUCGCGAUCCGGGGACGAAGGGCUGGAUCUGUCCAGCGACGACGACCUGAUUGAGGUCCACUUCGAAGGCGAGGUCCAUUUCCAGGGCAGCCAGGCCUCAGCGCCCAGCAGCCGCGGCCGCAGCAUCUUCCACGACCUGCUGCAUCCCCAGGGCGUCCCUCCACGGGACUCGACCAUGGCGGGCUCCGUCAGCCUGCGGCCGAGUGCCAGCCACUCGCGACGGGCCCAGCCCGCCCAAUCGUCGACAACCUCGCAGCCUCGCCUGCGCCACUCCUCCCACUCGCAGCAGCAGCAGCAGCAGCAGGCUUCUUCACAGCAGGCCUCGAUGCUCCGCGCCUGGACGGGAGCCUCGCCAGAGGGCCAUCCGCCGGCCACGACCUACAUCGACCUGACAGAGGAGCCAGACUCGCCCGUCGAGCGGCGGAGGACGCAGGCGUCGGACCCCCAGGUAACGCUGCAGCAGGUGACCAAUAACAUUGCCGGGCGACACCCGCGGCGGACGAAUUCACAGCGCAUCUCGCCGCCGCAGCUCGCCAGGAGCGACAGCACCCUCGUCGGCGGCCAGUCCAGCUACAUCGACCUGACGGUGGACGAGGACGAGCAGCAGCGCUCCGGCAGAGAGCACUGGCGCGCGCGCGCCCACCAGCGGCCACACCAUCACCACCACCACCAUCAUCAUCACCACACAAGACACAACAACGAAGACCACCUCGUUGCGCUGAGACUCAUGGGCGGCAGCGGCCACCACCAGCUCGAGUCCGGCAUCCGAGUCCUUGGUCGAACCCUGGCCGACAUCCUCAACGGCAACUUCACCGCCAGCCUCAACUCGCCGCAAAACAGAUUCCCCGCGGAACCAGAGCCGAGACCAAAGCCCCCGAUGGAACCGAUACCGUCUGCAUCGGCGGGAUUCACCCGCGACACCCGCGCAGCAGACGGCCAGAGCGAGGAGCUGGUCACGAUAUGUCCCGCCUGCAACGAGGAGCUAGCCUACGACCCGACGGAGUCGUCGACGCCGUCCAAGAAGAGGAAAAGGGCUGUGGGAGAGCACCAUUUCUGGGCGCUCAAGUCGUGCGGUCACGUCUACUGUGCCGAGUGCUUCGAAAACAGGAAACCGACCAAGACUGCGCCCGAGGGCGUCGGCUUUCGAUAUCCGCCGGGGAAGAGCAACGCGACGCCCAACGACAUACUAUGUGCCGUGGACGGAUGCGGAACAAAGGUGGCUUCCAAGACGGAAUGGGUGGGCAUAUUCCUUUGA